AUGGCAGAUAACGGUGAAGGUUCGUCUUUGAACCUGCCUCGCUCAAUGCCUAUUUCCACCUCCUCCAUUCGUUCCACCUCUCCUCCGGCAGAUGUUGGAAACAGACAGGCCUCGAUUGCGCGACUUGCUUCCCCGGUACCUUCGUCAGCCUUAGGUACCUCUAUUCCAUCCCGUCAGGGUAUUCCCACCAGUCGACCUGUCCCCACGGAGGCAAAUACCUCCGAACAUAACUUCCGAUAUGUGGACGAUCCUUCCUCGCUGCCCGGUCCCGGUCAGUCCAUGAUUGCAUCCCAGUUGCAAGAAAGCCUCGGUCGCUCGCCCCCGAGAUUCGGUACCCCCUCGCGAAUGGCUGGUUCCCCCGCGUUACAUUCCACUCUCGACAACCGGCCGGUGGCAUCACAGUAUGGCUCGAUCGACACCAAGAACGACAAUGGCCCAGAUCCGAUCCCGUAUGAAGACCCAGAGGUUGUGAAGAGACAUCUCGUCCUCCCGCAGAACGGUGGGGGACAUCGCGAUACUGGCUCGGAGCUUGGGACCAGCUUCGGUGACGAUGAGUUCUCGAGUUUGCAGCUGCAGGGAGGUGAUAUCACCCGUCAGGUUUACCGCUGGGCGGAGGAUGCAGAUUCUGGACGCUUUGCUCGCAGCAAGAGUUUCAGUGUCAGUCGACCUGCCCCCGAGGCAGACACGGAAGAUAUCCACACGAUCCAGGUGCCAGGAGGAUUCCGGAGAGAUUUCCUGCGGAGAACCGCUGGAAGUCCCCACCGUGGAAGCCAAACUGGAUCAAAUUCAGGAGCACCACCAGCGCAGCCUCAGCUACCUACGACGAGCUUUUUGGAGUUCUUAACUCUCUACGGUCACUUUGCUGGUGAAGAACUAGAAGAGGACGAUGAGGUCUUGGGUCCAGACGAGUACUUUUCGUCCGAUGCCUAUGAUGAGAAUGAUGAGCGCAGAGAGUCUGGAGAAGAUGCGGCGCUGCUUCAGGGAGAUGGAGCUGGUCGCAGGAAGCGCAAGCAUAAGCAGCGCGCACCUGCGGGAAAUACUACCACCACUGGUGCUGUCAUGUUGCUGUUGAAAUCCUUUGUGGGUACUGGUAUUCUUUUCUUGCCUCGAGCCUUCUUGAAUGGAGGUAUGCUGUUCAGCUGCAUGGUGCUCCUUGGGGUUUCACUUUUGAGCUAUUACGCCUUUAUCCUGCUUGUCAACACGCGCAUGAAGAUCGAGGGCUCUUUUGGUGACAUUGGCGGCGUCCUGUUUGGAAAGCACAUGCGGCGCAUCAUUCUCGGAUCGAUUGUGUUGAGUCAGUUGGGAUUCGUCUCAGCAUACAUUGUUUUUGUCUCGCAGAAUAUGCAGGCAUUUGUACUGGCUGUGAGCAAGUGCGAAUCCUUCAUCGACAUCAAGUUCAUGGUGUUGAUGCAGCUGGUCAUCUUCCUGCCCCUCUCGUUGAUCCGCGAUAUCAGCAAGCUUGGAUUCACCGCUCUCAUCGCGGAUGUUUUCAUCCUUCUGGGUCUUUUAUACAUCUACUACUAUGAUGCUAGUACCCUGAUCGGUAAUGGAGGCAUCUCAGACAUCAUUUCCUUCAACCCGUCCACUUGGUCCAUGUUCAUCGGAACUGCCAUCUUCACCUACGAGGGUAUUGGCCUGAUCAUUCCGAUCCAGGAGUCAAUGAAGCAGCCGCAUCGAUUCCCCGGUGUGCUUGCCGGAGUUAUGGUCAUCAUCACGUUGAUCUUCCUGUCCGCAGGUGGACUGAGCUACGCAGCCUACGGAUCCUCCACAAAGACCGUCAUCCUUCUGAACUUGCCUCAGGAUGACAAAUUCGUCAACGUGGUUCAACUCCUGUACUCGCUCGCCAUCCUCCUCAGUACACCCCUGCAGCUCUUCCCCGCCAUUCGUAUCAUGGAGAACGAGCUCUUCACUCGCAGCGGCAAGUACAACCCGUAUAUCAAAUGGAAGAAGAACGCCUUCCGCUUCUUUCUGGUGGUUGUUUGUGCAGUUGUCGCCUGGUGUGGCGCCGACAACCUGGACAAGUUCGUUUCGCUGGUCGGAAGCUUUGCUUGUGUUCCUCUGAUCUACGUGUACCCGCCCCUUCUCCACCUCCGUGCUUGUGCCCAUUCCAGGCGCCAAGCAAUCGCCGACAUCACUCUCGCCACCUUUGGUGUCAUUUGCUGCAUAUUUACGACCGGCCUAACCAUUCAAAACUGGAUUAGUGGUGCCGAGACUCCCUCAAAUCCCGGAUACUGUGAUCCCCAGUGA
Messenger RNA from Penicillium cinerascens, 2247 nucleotides. RefSeq names its product putative amino acid transporter. The transcript has 2 exons. Gene Ontology annotation, molecular function: amino acid transmembrane transporter activity. Lineage: Eukaryota; Fungi; Ascomycota; Eurotiomycetes; Eurotiales; Aspergillaceae. The coding region runs from base 1 to 2247 and encodes 748 amino acids. Gene Ontology annotation, biological process: amino acid transmembrane transport. The record is from RefSeq and is a predicted model, not a curated record.